AUGAUACGGCCCAGAUGAGUGAGUCGCGAGUUAACUCUAGCUGACUCCCGAUUCCUCUCUUUUCUGGCGAUUUUUUUCUUCGAGUGCCAACGAAUUCGACCGACUUAUCCCAUCACGAUCGUCCAUUGGAUGGACUUUGACCAACAUGUCGACCCUCAUCGGGAUCCGUGAUGGCGCCUCCAUUGGCGCGGCGACGGCAGCCCUCGUUUCCGACGGACUAUACUCUCCGGCGAAGGAGAAAGCCGCGAGCAGAGCCGCAUACAUCGGCCGCUCCCCUCUCUCCCUUCGCCGAGCUCGCCAGCUGGUUGGCGCCUCAAAAGCGAAACUCUUUCUCGCUUUCUGCGGGCUAUGCGUCGUCGUUUUCCUCUCUUCCAGGAUUACCUCCUUCAUGGGCUGGAAUCCUCACGAUUCAUCUUCCGUCCUCUCUCCUUCGAGAGGUGGUUACACAGUGUUAAUCAACACGUGGAAGAGAAACUCGCUUCUUAAGAAGUCUGUAGCUCAUUACGCUUCCUGCAGAGGUACUAACGCCAUACAUGUGGUAUGGAGUGAGAGUGAUCCACCAUCAACGAGUCUAAAAUCUUGUCUCGAGGACAUCGUCUUGUCAAAAUCACAGACAGCUCGAAAACCUAACUUUAGGUUCGACAUAAAUGAGGAAGACAAUUUGAACAACAGGUUCAAGCCUGUUGCCGACAUCAUGACCGAUGCUAUUUUCUCGGUAGACGAUGAUGUUAUAGUUCCUUGUUGUACUUUGGAUUUCGCUUUUGGUGUGUGGCAGAGUGCUCCCUCGGCGAUGGUGGGAUUUGUUCCUCGAAUGCAUUGGCUGGAUCAUGAGAAGAAUGGUAUUGCUUAUUAUAAAUAUGGAGGAUGGUGGUCUGUUUGGUGGACAGGCACCUACAGUAUGGUUCUUUCGAAAGCAGCUUUCUUCCAUGAGAAGUACUUGGACAUGUAUACCAAUGAAAUGCCUUCGUCAAUACGUGAUUAUAUAACUAGGGAGAGAAAUUGUGAGGAUAUAGCAAUGUCUCUGCUUGUUGCCAAUGCCACAUCUGCUCCUCCAAUCUGGGUAAAAGGGAAAAUUCACGAGAUUGGAUCAUCUGGCAUAAGCAGCUUGAAAGGGCAUGGUGCGGCUAGAGAAAAAUGUCUUAAUGAUUUCAUUUCGCUCUAUGGGAACAUGCCUCUUAUAUCAAGCAACGUAAAAGCCGUGGAUGCGAGACAAGAAUGGUUCUGGUAACACGUUUCUCAAUUUACGUGAUACCUGCACUGACUGUUCGAAUUCACCAGUCACAAUUUAGUUAAUCAGUCAGCUAUCUCUGUAUUCUUAUAGGACGGGUAAACAUAUUUUUAAGAUGUAGAUGGUGUUGAAAAUUUCUUGAUUUGUUUGGUUUUUUAUACCAUAAAAAUUAUGCGUACGUAUCCUAGAACAAGUUGGAAGAUAGAUAAAAAGUGAUGUUUGACUAAAAACAAGUUGUAUUAUGCGUUGAGAUAUUCUAAUAUACACCACUAAUAGGUAGGGGGAUGGUUAAUGUCACUGAGGCUGCUCCGUGCGACGAGGGAGAGGCCGAGGUACUCUUGACAGCUGGAGAUGUAAUUUUUGAAGGAGGUGUAUAUUCUUUAGUAAUUAAAAUAGAUGUAAAUUUAGAAAUAAAA
Carica papaya (papaya) is the source of this 1644-nucleotide messenger RNA. RefSeq names its product glycosylinositol phosphorylceramide mannosyl transferase 1-like. Gene Ontology annotation, molecular function: glycosyltransferase activity. Lineage: Eukaryota; Viridiplantae; Streptophyta; Magnoliopsida; Brassicales; Caricaceae. Gene Ontology annotation, cellular component: membrane. The record is from RefSeq and is a predicted model, not a curated record.